AUGAAGUCAGCCGCAAGCGUCAGUCAUUCACAGCCCGCUGAAGCGAAUCAAGCAUUGUCGUCGACAUGCGCGUCUCCAGUGGGCACUCUCAACGCCUCUGGGCCCCCAGCAGAGAUUGGCGGACUGAUGGGCAGGCUCCCGUUUGAGCUGUGGGUCAAAGUCAUGGUACAGCUGGACCCAAAGAGCAUCACGCGAUGCCAACGCGUCUCGAGGUGCUUGAAGAGAUACGUAGAUGACAGCGAAGAUAUCUGGAGGUGUGUAGCCUAUCAAUGGAAGCUCAUAGACAGCAUAUAUGCGCCCUUGCCUCGCAACACCGGCUCGCCGCGACCGGCAGAAGAACGACUCGCGCAGCAGAACCCUCUCAUGAGCAGCGCCACUGGCUAUUUCGAUAACAUCGUCUCGUUCAGGGAUCUUUGUCGACGACAUGCGUGCUUGACCAGCACGUGGUCGACCCCAGACGCAUUUGCUCAACGAGGUGGCCAGAAAGGCAUGAGACCCCAAGGCUCAAUCCACACUCGAUUGCCACUUACAGGCCCUCGCUACAGGAAAAACAAUCCCUUUCUUGGUACUGGGCAAGAUGGAGAAGUUCAGAUUGAUGCAGACUUGUCCGCUACAGGCUACACUGUGGCUUCGAUAAACGUGCUUCAUGGAAAAGUGCACUUGGUUGACACUCUCCCUCUGCCUCAGGUCAGCUCUAACCCAAUUGGCAACACACAUCGAAAGAUGGGAACUCUGUGUAGCGAAGGGUCACGACACAUAGUCAUGUCCUACCAGAAAUCUUCUAGCGGACCUACUUUGAGGGUGAUGGACUCUGUCAACGCUACCACAUUCCACGAAACUGCAUCAAUCGACAUUGCAGAGCGUUUUGGCUCUCCAGUAGUGGCACGACUCCGCUGGCCUCUGUGUGUUAUGGCUACUACCACCGCCGAUUUUCUCAGAGCGGACUUGGCUGAAGAUGAUGAGGCUGGACUAGGCUUCAUUCUGACAUUGGAUCUGCACAGAAACAGCCUGGUCUCAAGUUGGCAACUCGAAACCUUCGACUUUGUCGAGCAUGUCGACUUUGACGCAGUCAAUAAUCUCGUUUUUCUGAGAAGGGAAUUUGGGCACAUAGGGGUCUAUCGACUGCUCCAUGACGUUGAGGAAGAAUUUACCCAGUUGGCAUCGGUCUGCAGCCCUUUCAACUUCCAUCUCAAAGUCCUCCAUAACGUUGUUGGACCAUGGCAUGUUCCAUCGUCAAGCAUUCGUGCUUCACAGAUCUACCUCGGGACCGCUCUGCUCAACCUCUGUGAAGACAAAGCUAGUCAUCGUCCCCUCAAAGUGCUUUGGCGCUGCGUUGAAGAUUCUUGCUUAAAUCCGAGCGCUGUGGAACGAGGGUGAGAGGUCCUCCGUGCUUGUUCUGGGGUUUGUGUCUGUUUGCUCAACGACUUGCGCUGCCUCUGAGCCGAUAUGCAGCACUCUUGCGGGCCACAUUAGGGAGUAUAGCGUACGUGUAGCGAUCUAUUCAUGCAGAACAUGCUCAAGAAAUCUGAUGCAUUAGCUUCUUUCUCUUCUUAGACUUUGCUAAGCCAGGAAUCUCCCAGACAUGUCAAAAUGUCAACCUCGAUCCACUUCGACUCGAAGAACACUACGCUGAUCAUCACGCACGAGUGGGGCCUGAUCUUGAUAAAAGGCAUGCGCAACGCCUCGAAUGCCUCUGUGACGGUUGGUAUAAUACAUUACCAUGUCAUCUCGGAGCAUUCUUCAAGCCAUCGCCUGGGAGUCGAGGAAACGCAGCGAGCUUUCAGCACCGGUCGGGUAUGCCAAGCAAUGAUACAAAUGCCAUACAAGGCGAGCGCCCUUACGCAUCUGAUUCUGGUCGACUACGACGCCUUUCGUCUAGACACGAGCUGGAAGUGGAAAAAGCAUCCGUUUGAGAAUGUCAAAGUUUGGCAUAUCGACCAACGCAGUCAUCAAGAAAAUGUUCAUAAGGCUGAUGCACGACUGUAUACCACAGCACAGAAAAGAAACAAAGGCUGGUCUUGCUCCGAUCCUUUCGUGGGCUUGCACAUGGACUCGACUACCAUCUACACGCUUAGGACGCGCUCGGGCCUGGAAUACAUGGACUUUGGACUAGCCAGUCGUCCCAGAAGUAGACCAAGGAAGGUUGAGGAGAGCCCAUUGGAGAAGCAUCUUCGGCGCUCGCGAAAAGAAGUCAAGGAUUUCUGGUCGCGGUGA
Ceraceosorus bombacis is the source of this 2214-nucleotide messenger RNA. Lineage: Eukaryota; Fungi; Basidiomycota; Exobasidiomycetes; Ceraceosorales; Ceraceosoraceae. The record is from the annotation of a GenBank genome assembly.